This is a messenger RNA of Capsaspora owczarzaki ATCC 30864, 1656 nucleotides long. RefSeq lists its product as hypothetical. Bases 189 to 1499 code for a protein of 436 amino acids. The record is from RefSeq and is a predicted model, not a curated record. NCBI's taxonomy places the organism in Eukaryota, Filasterea, Ministeriida, Capsasporidae. The transcript has a single exon.
CGCGGUCUGACGCACCAGCAGCGCCGUCUGGCUCACCGCAAUCCCCUGUUGUAGAGCGCCCCAUAUUCGCUCCCGAGUCUCCCGCCGUUCCGCUGGACAUUGAUGCUCAGGGCUCGCUCGUGCACGACAACACGGCCCGGGUCUGGCGUGUCCCGGAUGUCACGCAGAUCCACUUACCUGGAUCCACGAUGGUUGUCCGCUUUGAGGCCCGAUCAUCUGACACCUCAGCGCCAUUGCUUUCACGCGAGGAGCUCUUUUGCACUUUCAUGUCGCCCGAGAAAUUUGCCCACCAUGAGCGACUUCUAGAGUACUGCGGAUUGCUGAGGGCAGUCAAGCUUCGCGGUGGGGUGCUUCUUCGUGCCCAACCCCUAGACACUUGGCUCGAUCGGAUGAUGGGAGUUCUGAAUGGCACUUUGAGAAGGUUCAGAAACACUGCGCACUACAUGCGCGCGCCAAUGCAGGUUGUCAGUGACUCUGCUCUCUUGCAAGACAUUCCAUCUGAGGUGUUCAGCCAAUGGGAUUCGCGUCAAAUCUGCAACUUUAUUGCGUUUGCGACUGAAAAAGAGAGAAGAGACCUAUUCUUUUCGGAAACGCAUCCCGAAUCGCUUGUGGACUUGUUCAAACAGAGCGACGCAAAUGUUGCUCCUGCUGCUUCACGCAGGACCAAUCUGCCUCGCAGCUCCGCAGUCGCAGCAGCACAUCGCUCUUCCAUCCCUCACAAGCGUCGCAGUGCAGCUCCAUCCUCGCCGCCAGCAGGGCGGGAAUCGGAAGGCGGUCACGUUGACUCUCGAAAUGCUGCAAUCCCGCAACCGCAGCCGCACACAACGACUGCACCAGCAGCAACGGCUGGGCCGGAAGCAGACAUUGCUGCAUCCACAGAACGCGACACGCCUGCAGCAACCACAGCACCAGAGCCCCGGGUGCAGCGAAUUCUGAUCAAGUUGUCCAAGCUGGCGUCGCCCAGGUUGAGUGCAGAAACGGGAGUGCAGGAUGGUUCUUCGCCCGAGCAAACGGGCAAUCUGCAAGACGCUGCUACUCGCUCCACCUCAUCCACCAUGCCAGCAGCAAAUCCAUUGCUCGGAGCUAAUUUUUGGGAGGCAGUUCCUUUGGCAACCGAUGAUGCUCAAAAGACCGGAGAUGCUCUGGACCUCAGUCGAACUGCCCGGCCACACAAGGAUGCCGCGGAGCGAGAGCAAUCGCUCCUUGCUCGUCGUCGCCUUGAAACCCGGAGGAGGCAGUCGUACCCCAUCAAGCGACGCAAAAAGCGAACCCUUUCCUCGCGCAAAACCGUCGUCCUCAUGAACGACAACGGCGAUGGUCGUAGCCACGAGGACGCGGCCCCAGCCCACGCCUCCGACCACUCUUCCGGGGAGGGCGAGUCCAGCGAGGGCGACUCGGACGGCUACAGCAGUCACGAUGACUCUGCCAUUGUAGGGCCCAGCAGCGAAGAGGAUCUGGACUCUGAGUAUGCCAGCGAUCUCAUUCCGACCGUGCAUUGACCGACCGUGUCGUUGUUUUGGUGCGUGUGCGGCGCGGGCUCUUUUGAGGCUCGAUUUGGUUUUUUGUAGAUGGCUUUUUUGUACAUUUUAGAUCCAUUUGUUUAAGCUUAGAUCGUCAUUGCAGUUGUUGUUGUUUUGUAAUAGACUUCAACUCGAG